This is a messenger RNA of Podarcis raffonei (Aeolian wall lizard), 5118 nucleotides long. RefSeq names its product syntaxin binding protein 5L (gene STXBP5L). The transcript is spliced from 27 exons. Lineage: Eukaryota; Metazoa; Chordata; Lepidosauria; Squamata; Lacertidae. The coding region runs from base 967 to 4512 and encodes 1181 amino acids. Gene Ontology annotation, molecular function: myosin II binding; syntaxin binding; GTPase activator activity. Gene Ontology annotation, cellular component: SNARE complex; cytoplasm; plasma membrane. The record is from RefSeq and is a predicted model, not a curated record. Gene Ontology annotation, biological process: regulation of protein secretion; regulation of exocytosis.
CUUUCUGUGAGGGGCAGCCGGCCAACAGUCCCCGCUCAGGCCUCUCCUCGCUCGGCGACCCGCUUCUCCCGCCAGGGCCCCAUUCGGACGCUUUCCCUUCCCUCACAAUUCCCCUGAGGCCAGAAAUUAUUAUUAUUAUUAUGAUGGGCGGCUACGUCGGGAUGAGCCCGCCGCCUUCGGCUUCCCGGAGCCCGGCAGCGGGUCGGGCUUGAGGAGGCGAGCGAGACCCGUCGGGGAGAGAUCCCCAUCCCGGUUGCCCGGGCGGGAGAAAUGCCGCCCCGCCAGAACCGCUCUUUGGGUGUCCCGGAAGCAGCGCGCUGAGGGGCAGUGGAUUCCUCACCCGACAAGAUCCCGAAUGCGAAGGUUGGCGGGGAAGAUCGCGAAGGAUCCGCAGUUGCUGUAGGUGGCAGGCAAGCUGGUCUUUCCAACAUACGCAGACGGGAGAGGAAGAAACGCCGAGGUCCAGAUCAAGCCAUCUGUUCCAGAAGGGGCCCGGGGCUUUGGAACACCAAUUAAUAUGGAAAUAUAUAUUUUCACAAGAGGGGAUGAAUGUCAACAUGUCAGUGAGUUCAUAGGCCAUUAGGGCAGUUUGAAUGCUGGCUAGAAUUCUGAUGGAUCGUCUUUUUUAAUAUAUAUAUAUACAUAUACACAAUGUGGAUUCUUUAUAAACGGCUUCCUGUGAGUAGCUAUACUUCAUCUCUUCCGAAUUCCUCACAUCGGGUUUGCUGAAUUGGUGGGAUUCUGCUCUCCCAGCCCUUUUUAAGAGUUUUGAUAAAAUGGAGUCUUUAUAUACUUCCAUCAGUAAAACACCAUACUGAUCAAAUUCAAAAGACCGUUUUGCUGCAUCACCGAAACAUUUGAAAGGCACUUUGUUUUGCUUUCCACUUUGGGGUUGCUAAAUGUGAUCCUCACCAAGGCAAGCGGUUCUUUCUCCUUUCUAAGGUUACUUUCUUCUUCUUCUUCAAAAUGAAGAAAUUUAAUUUCCACAAAGUUUUGGAUGGUUUAACUUCAUCCCCGGGUGGAAGCAGCGGCAGUGGCCCUGGGCCUGGCAGUGGUCCUGUGCACCCAGGAGGAACUGCAGGGACUCCCAGAGAGGAAAUCCAGGAGAAUCUCACUUCAGACUAUUUUCAGUUAAGCAAGACAGUUCGCCAUGGGUUUCCUUAUCUUCCCACUGCCUUAGCUUUUGACCCAGUUCAGAAGAUUCUGGCUAUAGGGACAAGAACAGGUGCUAUUCGAAUAUUGGGCAGACCGGGUGUUGAUUGUUAUUGCCAACACGAAGGUGAUGCUGCAGUUCUGCAGCUUCAGUUUUUGAUCAAUGAGGGUGCUUUGGUCAGUGCAAGUUCAGAUGACAUGCUCCACUUGUGGAAUCUAAGGCAGAAACGGCCAGCGAUUCUUCAUUCACUGAAAUUUAACAGAGAAAGAAUUACUUUCUGUCACUUACCAUUCCAAAGCAAAUGGCUCUAUGUUGGAACAGAGAGAGGAAAUACUCACAUUGUGAACAUUGAGUCGUUCAUACUUUCUGGAUACGUUAUCAUGUGGAACAAGGCCAUAGAACUAUCCACAAAGACUCAUCCUGGCCCCGUGGUGCACCUAAGCGAUAGCCCAAGAGAUGAAGGGAAAUUGUUGAUAGGCUAUGAAAAUGGGACUGUGGUAUUCUGGGACUUGAGAUCCAAAAGAGCAGAUUUAAGACUAUACUACGAUGAGGCUAUUCAUUCUAUUGGAUGGCAUAAUGAAGGGAAGCAGUUUAUGUGUAGUCAUUCUGAUGGCAGCUUGACGUUGUGGAAUCUAAAAAGUCAAAGCAGACCUUUCCAGAUAAUUGUUCCUCACGGUAAGAUUCAACGAGAUGGGAAAAAAGUUGAAUCUUGUAAACCAAUUCUUAAAGUAGAAUACAAGACCUGUAAAAAUAGUGAGCCUUUUAUCAUUUUUUCUGGUGGACUUUCUUAUGACAAACCUUGGAGAAGACCUAGUCUGACAAUCAUGCAUGGAAAAGCAAUUACAGUACUUGAAAUGGAUCACCCCAUUGUCGACUUUUUAACUCUUUGUGAAACUCCGUACCCAAAUGAAGUGCAAGAACCCUACGCUGUAGUUGUACUAUUGGAAAAAGAUCUCAUUGUCGUCGAUCUGACUCAAAGCAACUUUCCAAUAUUUGAAAAUCCUUAUCCCAUGGACAUUCAUGAAUCACCAGUUACCUGCACAGACUAUUUUGCUGACUGUCCUCCAGAUUUGAUUCCUGUGCUAUAUUCCAUAGGCGCUAAGCAUAAGAAGCAAGGAUACAGCAAUAAGGAGUGGCCAAUCAGUGGCGGAGUGUGGAACCUCGGAGCACAGACGUAUCCUGAAAUUAUCAUAACAGGUCAUGCAGAUGGAACAGUGAAAUUUUGGGAUGCUUCUGCCAUUACACUGCAGAUGUUAUACAAGUUAAAAACCUCAAAGGUUUUUGAAAAGCAGAAGGUAGAAGGAAAACCAACGCCAGAAAACACAGAAGAGGAUCCUUUUGCCAUCCAGUUGAUGUACUGGUGCCCUGAAAGUAGACUAUUUUGUGUAGCUGGAGUCUCUGCAUAUGUUAUCGUUUACAGAUUCAGCAAGCAUGAAGUUAAUACUGAAAUCUCAUCUUUAGAGGUGCACCUCCAAAGUGAGGCCGAAGAUAUCAUUAGUCCCGAGGCAGAAAUGAUUCCUCCCUUUCCAAAUGCCUCUACCCCUCUUCCAUCUUUAAAAGAUCUCUCAGGCAGUACAAACACUGUGGCAUCUGAAGGAACGAUGAAGGACAGUAUCCCAUGUCUCAGUGUUAAGACUCGUCCUGUGAGAAUGCCUCCUGGUUACCAAGCGGUCCUUGUUAUUCAGUUGGUGUGCGCUGAUGGCGACUCUCCCCAACAGAUAACCAGCCUAGCAGCAAACUCCGCAUACGGCUUAGUUGCCUUUGGAAACUGCAAUGGUUUGGCUGUUGUGGAUUUUAUGCAGAAGACCACACUGCUGAGCAUGGGGAGUCUUGAGCUCUAUGGGUCAAGCGAUCCUUAUCAGCGCCAGCCUCGUUCUCCGCGCAGAAGCAAGCAGUUCACUGCAGACAACUUUUGCAUGCGUGGCCUGUCUAACUUUUAUCCUGAUUUAACGAAACGGAUCCGUACUUCCUAUCAGAGUCUUACUGAGCUAUCAGAUGGUCCAGUGUCUUUGGAGCUGGAAAGAUGCAAGUCUCCCACAACUUCAGAUCACAUAAACGGACACUGUACAAGUCCAACUUCCCAAAGCUGCAGCUCUGGAAAAAGGAUGUCUAGUGCAGAUGUUUCAAAAAUAAACCGCCGUGGUUCUGGAAAGCCUCCAUUUAGGAAAGUGCAAUCUGCUGCUUGCAUGGAGAUUUCUUUGCCAGUCACAACGGAAGAAACCAGAGAGAACUCCAUCAGCCAUUCUCGAAGCUCCAGUGUCUCCAGUAUAGACAAAGAAUCUAAAGAAGCAAUUACAGCAUUGUAUUUCACAGAGUCCUUUUCACGGAAAAAUGACACAACAGUGUCUCCUUGCCUUUGGGUUGGUACAGGCCUCGGUAUGGUCUUGACGAUAUCCCUUAACCUGCCCACUGCAGAUGAAUUGAGGCAGACGGAGCCGGUAGUCGUUUCUCCAAGCGGUACCGUUCUGUCACUGAAGGGCGCAGUGUUAACGUUUGGUUGCUUGAGCUGCACAGGGACCCUAAUACACCCACCCUAUGAAACAUGGAGAGAUCCAAACAGCACCGACGAAAAUGAAAGAACAAGAAAAAGAAAACUCGUCAUGCAUUCUCCCUGCUCGUCCCAGGACAUGGGAGACCACCAGUUUGCUGUUGUCUGUUCAGAGAAACAAGCCAAAGUUUUUUCACUGCCUUCCCAGAUCUGCCUCUACGUUCACAAUAUCACAGACACCUCCUUUCUCUUGCGAGCCGAUGUGGUGACCAUGUGUAACAGUGCUUGCUUGGCAUGCUUCUCUGCCCAUGGGCAUAUCAUGAUACUGAGUUUACCCAGCCUCCGCCCAUUGCUAGAUGUUCAUUAUUUGCCUGUAACAGACAUGAGGAUUGCCCGGACCUUUCGUUUUACCAACGAAGGACAAGCAUUGUAUCUUAGUUCUCCCACAGAAGUUCAGAGAUUGAACUACAGCCAAGAGAUGUUUGACAAUCUGCAGGACAUGCUUGGGGAGUUGUUCACUCCGGUGGAAACUCCGGAGGCUCAGUACAGAGGCUUUCUGAAGGGGCUGUUUGGUGGAACUGGAGGCACACUCGACAGAGAAGAGCUCUUUGGCGAGGCUACGGCAGGAAAAGCAUCUCGCAGUCUUGCUCAGCACAUCCCCGGAUCGGGUGGCGUCGAAGGGGUGAAAGGAGCCGCGGGCAGCGCAAUUGGAGAGCUGGCUCGGGCGCGCAUUGCUCUGGAUGAGAGGGGGCAGAAACUGGGGGAACUCGAUGAAAGGACGGCGAGAAUGAUGGCCAGUGCAGAAGCUUUCUCCAAACAUGCACAUGAGGUAAUGUUGAAAUACAAGGACAAAAAAUGGUACCAGUUUUGACUUUUAACCACAAAGAAGCAAGACUUCUGUGUACUGAGAACAGGAGUCAAAGGACCUUGAGGCCUUAUUCUAAAAAUCCAGUCGUUGGGCAGAAGCAGCUCCUUGAAAUCCCUUUCACACUAGAGGAUCAAGCGAGAACUUUUUCAGAGACCUAGACGUGGUGGGUCUUUGUAAUCAAGUCUACACUGAGUCUCUUCCUCCCAACUCCCACCGGAACAAUCAUCUUUAACAGGUAAUGAUUUCACUGCAAUUAGGUUUGAACUGUGGGGAGGCCUGUCGACAGUUUAAAAUGUCCUGUACAAAAUAGAUUGUUAAUGCAUUUAAACUUUAAAACUUUGCAUGACUAAUUGACUUCUCAUACAACAAAAGGCGCAAAAGCAAAGCAUGCUGUGAUUGAAGAAAAGGGAUUUCCUUCUAAGUUCCACAAAAGAAAUAAGCAGCAACACUUUCUUUUUAAAGCAAAGAAGUCAGUACAUCUCAAGCAUGUUGCUCUCGACAGACAAUGCCCUGCAUUCCUCUCAUUUGACAUUCCUUUUCUGUAGACAAUCUUAGUUUGAAAACACUUGUGCAUUUCAUUAGUCGAAAAAUAAAGUAAGAUUAAACUUC